CAUGUGCCAUGGGGCGCGGCCAUGUGGUUUCCCAGCAUGCCGAUGUUGCUAGCGCCGUUUUCGCCGUUGGAAGCAUUCGGACUUUGGGGUCAGCUUUGUCAGUCCUGGCGCCAGCGCUUGUGGGCUGAGAACACUCGGAAAGAGGUCCUGUCACAUUUGAACUUCGGAGUGCUACGAUUGGACCAUGACAAAAGCAUCAGCGCUUGUGCAGCGUUGGCCAAGUACAUCCCAGACACCUUGCAUGUGCUGAAUUUGGACUUCUUCCGCUGCCACUUGGGACAAGCAGCUGUUGAACAACUGGCAUCGGCCAUCCCUCCAGGCUUGCUCCACUUGCAGCUCGGGUUGACCCGAUCUCGCGUGGGCGGUGGUGGAUUGCGGCGCCUAGCGGAGAAACUGCCAUCAAGUUUGAAGAGUCUGUGGUUGGAUGUAGGAUCUUGUGCCCUGGCACAAACGAUUCACAAAACGUGAGUUGAGAUCUUAAGAUAAGAUAGGAUGACAACAAAAUGUUGAUGAAAGAUGCUGAAAGAUGGUGAAAACUACGUAGCUACUUCUUAAUACCCCUUUUGCGCCCCUAGCAUGCUGCACCAUCGG
Messenger RNA from Cladocopium goreaui, 591 nucleotides. The record is from the annotation of a GenBank genome assembly. NCBI's taxonomy places the organism in Eukaryota, Dinophyceae, Suessiales, Symbiodiniaceae.